AUGAACAAUCCAAUUUUCUACAAACUCAAUUUUUUCCAUAUCACUCAAAUUGGAACAAGAACACUCAUGAACACUCAUCGGUCAGACGUUGGAGUUGCUGGAGGCGGAGUCACCACCUCUCACCGGAAUAGGUUUCCAACGUGGGUUACUGUUUGGGAUCUUUGCAACCUCUGUCUUCAUUUGUACGGAGGUGACAACGGCCAUUUAACAAACCCUAAAUCGUCACCAAGAAAAGCUCAAGAUCUUCGUCGCCAUGCUCCUCCGAUUCUUCAUAUCUAUCUUGGACUCACACUUGAAACACCAAAACCCUCUUUGUCAACUUUAGAUCUUCGCCUCUAUGAUCCUUCGAUUUGA
Molecule: messenger RNA, 354 nt
Organism: Lactuca saligna
Lineage: Eukaryota; Viridiplantae; Streptophyta; Magnoliopsida; Asterales; Asteraceae
Source: the annotation of a GenBank genome assembly